AGUUUGGGGGUCCUUUUUGACCCUUCCUUGUCGCUCGAGGCUCAAGUGGCCUCGGUGGCACGGAAUGCGUUUUACCACCUGCGCUUAGUAGCCCAACUACGCCCCUAUCUGGACAGUGAUGAUCUCGCCUCGGUUGUUCACGCUCUGGUAACUUCUAGACUGGAUUACUGUAACGCGCUGUACGUAGGGCUGCCCUUGAAGACUGUUCGGAAACUUCAGCUAGUGCAAAAUGCGGCAGCCAGGCUGUUGACGAGGACCAAUCGGUCUGCGCAUAUAACACCUGUCCUGGCUCGCUUGCACUGGCUACCUAUUUGUUUCCGAGCUAGAUUCAAGGUGCUGGUGUUGACCUAUAAAGCCUUACACGGUGUGGGACCGCAAUACCUUGUGGAACGCCUCUCCCGCUAUGAACCUACCCGUUCACUUCGUUCAGUAUCUAAGGCCCUCCUCCGGGUACCAACACACCAGGAUGCCCGGAGGACUGUUACUAGAUCUAGGGCCUUUUCUGUGGUGGCCCCCGAAUUAUGGAACAGCUUACCGGAGGAAAUACGCCUGGCGCCCACGGUUCUUUCUUUUAGGCGCCAGGUUAAGACCUGGCUAUACUCCCAGGCAUUUUAA
This is a messenger RNA of Rhineura floridana, 615 nucleotides long. RefSeq lists its product as uncharacterized. The transcript has a single exon. The annotation marks the transcript as partial. Lineage: Eukaryota; Metazoa; Chordata; Lepidosauria; Squamata; Rhineuridae. The record is from RefSeq and is a predicted model, not a curated record.